Molecule: messenger RNA, 1703 nt
Organism: Gavia stellata (red-throated loon)
Lineage: Eukaryota; Metazoa; Chordata; Aves; Gaviiformes; Gaviidae
Gene: PIGS
Product: phosphatidylinositol glycan anchor biosynthesis class S
Exons: 12
Coding region: 7-1668 (553 amino acids)
Biological process (GO): attachment of GPI anchor to protein
Cellular component (GO): GPI-anchor transamidase complex
Source: RefSeq, a predicted model, not a curated record
GUGAAGAUGGCGGCGGCGGCGGCGCUAGCGGCGGAUGAAGCAGAGCGGGCGCGGGGCCGGCGGGCCGCCCUGUCCUUCGCGGCCAUCGCCGUGGUGCUGGGGCUGCCGCUGUGGUGGAGGACGACUGAGACCUACCGCGCCGCCCUGCCCUACGCGGACAUCGACGGGCUGGGCCAGCUGCCGUUCCAGCUGGCCGUGCCCGUCGCCGUGGUCUUCGCCCCGGGGUCGGUGCCCGGGGACCUGCCGAGGCCGCUGCCCUUCAGGGACGUGCAGGAGAUGGAAAUUUCCGUGAAUUUGAGAACCAGCAUCACGGCCCGCUACGAGACAGUCUAUCGCAGCACCACAGCUCAGGAGGAGGCAGCGCUGGAUGUGGCUACUGCACAAGAGGCUGACGCUGCUCUGCACCUGCUGCAGAACGCUUCUUUGGGCUCUCUGACCAUGUACGUGGUCCCUGAAACCUCCUCUCUCCUGCCUCAGGGCAUCAGCGCUUAUGUGGGGAAGCACCGCAGCGCCCUGAUAAGGGCUGGGGGGGAUCUGCCCGCUCUCCGCACCCGCAUCCAGCAGCUCACACAGGUGAUGUCCUUCACGGCCAGCUCCAUCGCUGCCAGCCUCUCAGACCGCGUGCCUGAUGGCCAGCUUGGCCCUGACGCCCGGCGGCACUUGAAAUCCAGCCUGGGGUAUGAGAUCACCUUCAGCCUGCUGAACCCUGACCCCAAGUCCCAUGCCGUGGACUGGGACAUUGAGGAUGCCGUGAACCGCUAUGUGCAGCCCGUCCUGGACAAACUGAGCUUGGUGGCCAACUUCUCUGUUGACUCGCAGAUCCUGUACUAUGCUGUCCUAGGAGUGACGCCACGCUUUGACAAGGAGUCCUCCAGCUUCCUCCUGAGCGCCCACAGCCUCCCGCACGUCAUCAACCCUGUGGAGGCCAGGCUGGGCUCCAGUGCUGCCUCGCUCUACCCCGUGCUGAACUUCUUGCUAUACGUGCCAGAGCGUUCCCACUCGCCUCUGUACAUCCAGGACAAGGACGGAGCCCCAGUGAGCACCAAUGCCUUCCACAGCCCCCGCUGGGGCGGCAUCAUGGUUUACAACGUUGAAACCCCUGUUUCCCCCGAAGCCUCCCUCCCGCUGCACGUGGACGUGGACAUGGUGCGAGUGAUGGAGGUUUUCCUGGCCCAGCUCCGGCUACUGUUUGGGUUAUCUCGUGAGGAGCUGCCCCCUGAGUUCCUGCUGGAGAGCCCAGGGAAUGAGGGGCUGGCCGACUGGGAGCUGGACCGCCUGCUCUGGGCCCACACUGUGGAGAACAUCGCCACCGUGUCCACCACCUUGACCUCGCUGGCCCAGCUCCUGGACAAGAUUGGGAAUAUUGUCAUCAAAGAUGAUGUUGCCUCUGAGGUGUACCGAGCGGUGGCCUCAGCACAGAGCGCCAUGGCCAAGCUUGCCACAGGCCACCUGCACUCAGCUUUCCAGGCUAGCAAGGAGGCAGUCACCUCCUCGGAGCGGGCCUUCUUUGACCCGUCUCUCCUCCAUCUCCUCUACUUCCCUGAUGACCAGAAAUUUGCCAUCUACAUCCCGCUCUUCCUGCCCAUGGCUGUUCCUAUUCUCCUCUCCCUGGCCAAGAUUGUCCGGGAGGCCAGGCAGCGUAAGAAGGAGCCCACCAAGAUGGACUGAGCCCAUCACCAUGGUCCCCUGCCUUGGGGCUGUCU